Messenger RNA from Cololabis saira (Pacific saury), 584 nucleotides. Its product is annotated as gastrotropin-like. Gene Ontology annotation, cellular component: cytosol; nucleus. Gene Ontology annotation, molecular function: fatty acid binding. NCBI's taxonomy places the organism in Eukaryota, Metazoa, Chordata, Actinopteri, Beloniformes, Belonidae. Gene Ontology annotation, biological process: fatty acid transport. The transcript is spliced from 4 exons. The record is from RefSeq and is a predicted model, not a curated record.
ACUUUGUGUCAUCACAUGCAAAUGAAGUAGGUGGCGAGAAGCGUACGGUAUAAAAGCAGCGAACGGUCUCCGUCCCAGCACCUUGCCUUUCAUUCAGCUUGCCUCAGCAUCUCUGCUCUCACUCCUCAACAAACCACCACCACCGCGAUGGCCUUCACUGGAAAAUGGGAAACGGAGAGUCAGGAAGGAUACGACGCGUUCUGCAAGCUGGUUGGCAUCCCUGACGACGUCAUCGAGAAAGGUCGUGACUACAAGAUGAUCACGGAGGUCACCCAGGACGGGAAUGAUUUCACCUGGUCUCAGCUGUACCCCGCCAACACCAAGGUCACCAACACGUUCACCAUCGGGAAAGAGUGUGACAUGCACACAGUUGGAGGAAAGAAAUUCAAGGCAACAGUAAACUUGGACGGAGGCAAGCUGACAGUGAACUUCCCCAACUACAACCAAGUCAAUGAGGUCAGCGGGGGAAAACUCAUAGAGACCUCCACAGCCGGCUCGGUGGUGCUGAAGAGAACCAGCAGGAAGAUGUAACUGUGAGACCUCAGAUACAGCUGCAGAAGUGAAUAAACUCGCCAUGAACACAC